Messenger RNA from Poecile atricapillus (Black-capped chickadee), 414 nucleotides. Its product is annotated as histone-lysine N-methyltransferase EHMT2-like. Bases 154 to 414 code for a protein of 86 amino acids. Gene Ontology annotation, molecular function: histone methyltransferase activity; p53 binding; protein-lysine N-methyltransferase activity. NCBI's taxonomy places the organism in Eukaryota, Metazoa, Chordata, Aves, Passeriformes, Paridae. The record is from RefSeq and is a predicted model, not a curated record. The transcript is spliced from 3 exons.
UCACCACACGCCCCCAUAUGAUGUCACCACCCCCGUGUAUGACGUCUCGGCGCUGCUGUUGAUGGCAUCAUGGCGGCCCCGUUGAUUACGUCACUGCGGCCCCGUGUAUGACAUCACGGCUCUGCCGUCGAUGACGUCACGGCGCAGCCGUCGAUGACGUCACUGCGUCCCCUGUUGAUGACGUCACAGGAGGAGGACGGCUCCACCUGCCUGCACCACGCGGCCAAGAACGGGAACCUGGAGAUGGUGGAGCUGCUGCUGGGAACCGGACAGGUGGACGUCAACGCCCAGGACAACGGCGGCUGCACCCCGAUCAUUUGGGCGGCCGAGCACAAACACAUCGAGGUCAUUCGGCGACCGCUGACCCGAGGGGCCGACGUCACCCUGACUGACAACUUGGUGGAGGUACUGUGA